Molecule: messenger RNA, 579 nt
Organism: Nicotiana attenuata
Lineage: Eukaryota; Viridiplantae; Streptophyta; Magnoliopsida; Solanales; Solanaceae
Exons: 1
Coding region: 1-579 (192 amino acids)
Source: RefSeq, a predicted model, not a curated record
AUGGCUAUUGGUGAAAACACAACGAAUUCCACAAAUCCGGCCUUGGAUUCAACAAAUCCGCUUUACAUGCACCCAUCUGAGAGUGCUGGUUCUAUGCUUGUACCAGGAUUGUUCGACGGAUCCGGCUAUAGAUCGUGGAGAAGAGGAGUACUGAGAGCUCUCUCAGUGAAGAAUAAGGUAGGAUUCAUAAACGGAAAGUGCACAAAGCCAAAUCCUCAGGAUCCUAGCUAUGAUCAGUGGGAACGCUGCGAUGACAUGGUCACAUCGUGGAUCCUGAACUCUAUCUCAAAGGGCUUGGCAGAUAGUCUACAAUAUGUUAACAAUGCUCAAGAGUUAUGGAAAGAGCUUGAGGACAGAUAUGAUCAAACAAACGGGGCAAAAUUAUAUCAGUUGCAGAGGGAGAUAAAUGAUUUGAGCCAAGGAACCCUAGAUAUCACUGGGUACUACACUAAAAUGAAGAAACUUUGGGAAGAACUAAACAUGUUGAAUGCACACACUCAAUGCAGAUGUAAUUGCACAUGUGGUGCUAAGGCGAGUAUGCAGAAAUCUGAGCAAGACAGAAGGUUGAUUCAAUUUUAA